GAGAACUAGAAUAUGGUGUUGCAGAGAUUUAAAAUAUGAAUCUGCCAACGAAAACUUGCUUACUAGGUAUAAACAAUUAAGAAUAGCAAUGACGAUGUAUUAUUUAAAGACAAGACGAAUAAAACUAAAUGGCAAUAGCUUGAUUAUAUAAUUUAAACAUAUUUGUCUUGAGGAAUGUUGCAGCUGUAUCGGUUUAGAGUGGCAAUAAUGUGACGAUAAGAAUGUAUCAGGAUAAACAUCGAUACCCACAACAGAAGCAACAAUCGGAAUAUAGGUGCUGUUUUAGCAGUGGCUCUAGUGAGAUAUCGUCGUUCACGGUUCCAAAUGACAACUACAAUCGCACAAUAACAAACAGUAAGAAAACACACACUCGCAGAUUAAGGACUUUCUGUUGGUGCUUUCAUAAACAUACAUCGCCCAUUUAAUGCAUAUACGUCAACCACUUGCUCAGCACUCAACCCACCUUCGGCCUUUAUGCCCUGCCGUUUGCUUAACAUAACGAAGUUCAUAUCACCAUCGAGGUAGCUGCAGUUUCUCUCUCUUCUCCCUCUCUUACUCGAUUUUAUUGUAAUAAUACUCAUUCACUGUCUCUUUUUCUUCAAUUCUUUUACUCUGUAGCCUUUCUGUUCACCACCUUUUCCUUUUACUCCUUCCUAAUUGUUAGUUUCUCUCUGCCUCCUCUCCACGCUCGGCGUCUUUAUUCUCUCUCUCUCUCCCUCCACCUCCGCUCUCUAUCUCUCUCCUCUCCCUCACUCUUUUCUCUAGAUGUAUCUAUUUAUCAUUCUACUGUUGUUGUGAUCCCCCUCUCUUGCCUUUCCAUUGAGCGAGAAAACAGCAUACAUUCACAUGAUCUUGGAAAAAAAAAACAAGAGAAAAAAAGCGAAAACAAAAGUAAAAACAAACAAACAAACCAGUAACACUUGCAGGCAAUUCAAAAUCAACACGAGUGCUUUACCACUAAAUUGAAACCAUUUAUUUUUCUUUUAGCUUUAUGGGUAUAUACACGUUUAUAUAAAUAUUUCAGCAAAAACAGGAGGUCUAUUAAGAACAGAGACAAAAACAGUACAAAAAUAUCAAGUGUUAUAUAUGAAAAUUGUAAAAAGAAAAGGGAAAAUUUGUAAUAACGACAACAAUAACAUCAAUAGAAAAGGCAGAAAGGAAAGUAAUAUUUUCAUCAUUGAUAAGAAGCCACAUCAUUAAAGAAAAAAAAAAAAAAGGAAGAAAAAGGCUCCAACAGUUUGUCUUGUGAUUCCAAAUUACACUGGAAACAGUAGCAGACAGAAUUUGGAACGAGUGAUAGACUUUUCUGAAAAUAUUUAAAGAUGCCAAGUUUGAAAUAUGAUCCACAAGGUGGAAAAGCAUUUGGUUUAUUGAAGGAGAAACAAGAAACAGAUUUAAACAGAAUAAACCAGCAAUUUCUGGAUGAUAUAGCAUACAAAGAUAUAGAAGAUCUUGAAGAAAAACUUAUACGAUAUAAAAGUCAGUUUAUGCAGUUUGAUCAAGAUGUUAGUGGCGAUCUUAAUAUUAUGGAUGUGAAACGAAUGCUUGAAAGACUUGGCCAAGCCAAAACACAUUUGGAAAUUAAGAAGAUGAUUGAACAAGUUGAUCGCACUGGUACAGGAGUAAUUACAUACCAUGAUUUUGUUUUUAUGAUGAUUGGGAAAAAGUCUGGAAUCUUAAAAUUGAAAAUUUCUAAAAGAAUUAUUCCUAAGCUUGCCAUCUGGUCUUUCAUCUUAUACUUGAUAUGUUUAUUGAGGGAACUCAUGAUUGCCAAUGUCAACAUAUCAAAGAAUCUUUUUACUUCUCAGGAAGAUUUCUGGAAGACAGGUCAAGGAGGGGAAGUUAAGGAAAUUAAUACCAAAAAAGUAGUUAUCAAACGGAUACUGAUGUUUGAAGAAAAAAACAAACCAAAGGAACAACCAAAAGGACCACCACCCAAGCGAGAUCUAAGCAAUCUUCCAUGAUAUGAAAGACUGUCAGCAGCUCUGGUUUGGGAAGCACCAUUUUAAAAAGUGUUAUAGUCUCGUUAUGGAUUAGAUAUCCAGCUCAUUUGCUGAUAAAUUCUAUUUUUUUAAAAAAACAAGGAACAAUCAAUAAAUAAACAAACGAAAAAAGUAUUUACAAUUUUAAACCAUCUAAAAUGACAUACUUUCAAUUUAUCCAUAUCAGAGCUGCUUCAAGUGACAAGGCACAUAUAUAUUUUUUGUUGAUAUCUUGUUUUCCUCUUUUUGUUUUCCCCUACCAAAAUACAAUUUAAAUUAUAAUUGAUAUUACACAUUCUUCUCCAGUAAACAUCUGGAUUCUGGCUAGUAAUUUCAAACCCACUUUAUUUGACUAAUUUAAUAAAUUUUCCCUAACAUAA
Molecule: messenger RNA, 2362 nt
Organism: Octopus bimaculoides (California two-spot octopus)
Lineage: Eukaryota; Metazoa; Mollusca; Cephalopoda; Octopoda; Octopodidae
Product: allograft inflammatory factor 1
Biological process (GO): ruffle assembly; actin filament bundle assembly
Cellular component (GO): actin filament; ruffle membrane
Molecular function (GO): calcium ion binding; actin filament binding
Source: RefSeq, a predicted model, not a curated record